This is a messenger RNA of Nicotiana tabacum (common tobacco), 849 nucleotides long. Its product is annotated as putative F-box protein At1g49610. The record is from RefSeq and is a predicted model, not a curated record. Gene Ontology annotation, molecular function: protein binding. NCBI's taxonomy places the organism in Eukaryota, Viridiplantae, Streptophyta, Magnoliopsida, Solanales, Solanaceae.
AUGUUGCCUGAUUGUCUUAUUCACACUGUACUCUCCCACUUUGGCUAUAAAGAAGCAGCCCGAUUGACCAUUCUCUCAAAAACAUGGUUACAAGCUUGGUUAACACAUCCCAAUUUGGAAUUCAGAGUUUAUGGUUUCAAACACAUAAAAAAAGUGGAUGAAAUCUUGGAAAGAUAUAGGGACAAAAAGAUCCCUAUAGAGAAGUUUAAUUUAUCUAUUUUCGGUUCCGGUGAAGUUCUUCCCCUGAUUGAUAAGUGGCUUAAAAUCGCUUUUCAGAAUGGUGUAAACCAUCUCGAGUUUGGAUAUGUUGACUUUGGUCGUGUAUUAUACCCGUUGCCUCAUGUUUUCACUAUCUUGAGCGCAAAAUCUUUAAGAAAAUUGGUUUUGAAGGAUUGUGAUCUCAUGCAGCUUUCGUUAUCUAGUGGCCCUGUGUCUAAUUACUGCGAUUCGUUGAGAGAGCUUUCUCUAUUAGGUGUCCGUUUAGACGACAACAUGCUUCAGACUCUGGUCACUACUUGUCCCAUGAUUGUUAGUUUCACUAUUAAGCAUUGUAUUGGGUUGAAAAAGAUUAAGUUGCGGAAUCUUCAAAAGAUCAAGAUGGUUUCCAUUCAUAUAGAUAAAAAACAGCCUGUCGAAAUUCAAGCACCAACUCUUGAACACUUAGUUUUUUGUGGUCUUGCGGAAAAGACCCUUAUGUUGGAUAUUGGUGCAUGUCAGAAUCUGAAAUCUUUAAAGCUAUCGUCUGUGAGGAUAUCUGAUGGAUUUCUCGCGCACCUUACUUCUAGAUGUCAAUUCCUUGAGAGUUUGAUGUUAGAUAACAUCGUUAGUAUAGGGUUAAGAAAAGUUUAA